AUGGCUGUGACCCAUGAGGUCCGCAGCGAAGAAGCUCAGCUCCAGGCGUUGCAGAGGCUCGAUGAAGAGUGCGUCCAGCUACAAGUUCAGGGCAACUACGUGGCAGCGCUCGAGUGCAUGGAGCGAGCCCUCGUGCGCCAUGCGUGCAAGGCUGUCUCGGAGCUUUGCAAUUUGCUCUCGAUGACUUUUCUCCAGCAAGAAAAUUACGCCGUGACGAUCGAGCUGCUCAAGAAGGCUGAAAUUCUCACCGAGCAUCUUCCCGAAGAGCGGGCCACAACGCUCAACAAUAUGGCGUGCUACUACCGCCGGAUUGGAAAGCUCCAUGGCGCUCUCAACUGCCUCAAGCGGGCGCUUGAGAUCGAGCUGCGCAUUCAAAAGGUCAGUGCGACGGCGGACACGCAUUUGAACUUGUGCGCCGUCUACUCGACCAUGGGGAAGCACCCGUCGGCGCUCGAGCACGCCCAAGCAGCGCUCAUCGUGCUGCAUGAAGAGCUGUUCAGCCAGGGGAAGGACUUGGAGCAGCUUGACCACCGGCGAGACCGCGUCUCGGUGCUUUGCAUUGCCUACCACAACAUUGGCGUCGAGUACGAGUACCUCAAGCAGUUUUCCCACUCGGUCGCGUCGUAUCAAAAGGCUCUUGGCAUUGCCGAGCAGUACCUCGGGCCCGUGAAUGGAGUCACGAUUACACUCACCAACUCGUACACUUCAGCUCGACGCACGCUGCAGACAAAAGCCAAGCGCGAAGCCAAGGGCAGCCCGACCAAGAAGCAGCCGAGCCCAGGCAAGUCGGCAACUCGCGUCAUCGGCGGCAGCUUCGACUUUGAUGUGCUCAGCGGAGAAGGAGCAACUCGGCUCGGCGACCGAAGUCCGUCGCGGAAGGAGCUGCCACCACUCGCAAGCAUAUCCAAGAUCAACGAGGCAGCUGCGGCUACCAUUGCUGCCCCGGCGGCCCCGGCCUUCCUACCGCUGACACCCCACAGCGCCUUUUUCAGCCCCCGGUCCGUCUCGCCAGUCAAACCACUGCACCCGCUGCCGGACGCGACGCUCAAUGUGCUCGACGACGCACCGUCGCCGACGCGUCGCAAGGUUCUCGAGCCGCUACCAACGCGCGCAUCUACACCAGACGGCUGA
Molecule: messenger RNA, 1131 nt
Organism: Saprolegnia parasitica CBS 223.65
Lineage: Eukaryota; Oomycota; Saprolegniomycetes; Saprolegniales; Saprolegniaceae
Exons: 10
Coding region: 1-1131 (376 amino acids)
Molecular function (GO): protein binding
Source: RefSeq, a predicted model, not a curated record